AUGACCGCUUCGUUUGUUACUACAAUUGUUAGUAUCGUGAUUUGCUGCGUGGUGCCCGGCGAGGGAUUAAGAAAUCAAACAGUAAUUUCUGGAGUGGUAGCAUGUGGUGGAGCCGUAUCCGAUGCAAAUUUGUAUAUAACGUCUAAAAUGAGUUAUCCAGACGAGAAGACGCAUAAAUCAAUAACGGAUGAAUUUGGUGAUUUUUACAAGACUGUUGAACUGGAUAUAGGUUAUGUAACCUUUUAUAUGGGUUAUUUAUGGGUGGAACACAAAUGCGGUGAUUAUUGCCUACAUUGCUAUGAGUUGACUAUUAGUGUAGGUAUGUUCAACAAAGGAGAUCCGAAAAUGGUAGUGGAUCUGGGUAUAAUCCAACUCCAAACGACUGAAGACGACAAUUUAUCAGUGAAAAUGAGGAAAUGUCUACGUGAUCUGAAAAACCUACCUCCUGUUCUCCCAGACGACGACCAGUUUUGA
Necator americanus (New World hookworm) is the source of this 474-nucleotide messenger RNA. RefSeq lists its product as uncharacterized. The record is from RefSeq and is a predicted model, not a curated record. NCBI's taxonomy places the organism in Eukaryota, Metazoa, Nematoda, Chromadorea, Rhabditida, Ancylostomatidae. The coding region runs from base 1 to 474 and encodes 157 amino acids. The transcript is spliced from 5 exons.